Molecule: messenger RNA, 1884 nt
Organism: Letharia lupina
Lineage: Eukaryota; Fungi; Ascomycota; Lecanoromycetes; Lecanorales; Parmeliaceae
Exons: 2
Coding region: 1-1884 (627 amino acids)
Source: RefSeq, a predicted model, not a curated record
AUGUAUGACUCAAUUCAACCAAUCAAUCGUCCGCUCACGGACUCCUCAUUCACUACACCUAUAGUAACUUCUUUGUCAAGCAAGCCUGCCGUUAAGAUCACUCCAACCCAUACGCCAGUCAAUCCAGGACUAUCACUACCUCAAGACUUCCCGCCCUUGGUUGCUCCGCAACCUCCACCCCCCGCACCUCCUCGCCCUCAACGCAAAGUCACAACCAGUGCAGCUAUCAAGCCAGUCAUCCCUGUUCUUCCAAAUCCUUCUUCCAAACCCACAUCCAUGCAAAAAGACCCGCAACAGAGCGAGCAAGCCGGCAGUACCGAGCCCGGUAUUCAUUCAGUGCCCGAAGCCAGUGUGAAAUCCAAGCCAAAGGAAGACGCAGCAUCCUUGGGCAUGCCCGAGGCCAAGACUGCACCGAAACCAAGUAAAACCUCGCCUGCUAACUCUUCCAAGCCCGCGGACAAGAAAUCGCGGCCUAGCAAGCUCGAUAUUGCUGCAGCCAAGGAUGCAACGAAGAAGAAUAAAAAUGCGACAGACAUUGCAGGAGCAGUAAGCGGCCCCGGGCCUUCUCAGCCCCCUACUCCUGCCACAGCUGUUUCACAGGCAUCUGCUUCAUCUGCGACGCGCCCAAACCAAUUUCGACCAACCCGUGUACCUCCUUUGCCAAAGGCCGAAACACGACCAGCUUCGCCUGCAAUGGCUCCUACGAUUACGAGUAAGCAGCCAUCGCGACGGCCCAGUAUCACUUCCAUCGACCGGCCUGGGACACCAGCGAGCGAGAAGUUCUGGGACAACAUGUCGUUUGCCUCUACAACAUUGUCUCGAGCUAAUUCGCCUCCUCCAAGUAAGGUCGGAUCAGCACCUGUGAGGCAAGUCACAAAAAGUCAGCAAAAGAAAGAGAGACAAGCACGUGCAAAGCAGGCGGAAGAAGCCUCCAAAGUCGAGGAGAUUCCUGCCAAGGUUGAGGAGCCAAUGCAGGCACCUAUUAUUGGAAGAAAGAAGAAGGCAAAGAAAGAAAAGACGCAGGGUAGUGCAGACUCUACGCCUACCGUCACACGGCCGACAUCUCCUGUGCCCAAAGAAGAAGAAGCAGUGGAGGAAAAAGCGGAGCCGGUCACACCAAUUAGAGAGGGCAAGAAGACAGCCUCCAAGAUUGCAGCAGACAUGAAAGAGCCGGACACACCGUCAAGUCCCGCCACUCCGGCUUCAAAUGAUCCGCAAAAAGCCUCACUCACAGCUGCAUCAAUCUUUGCCAGUCUAUUGAAAUCCGGUGAGCUCAGUUCCACCGUGUCCGAGCUUUUCAAGAGUGUCCCCGGACUCAAUUACCGUUUCGAAGGCCUUGAGCUAGAUCUAGCUGUUGCGGAUGAUUCAAUGGUUUCGGACAGCCAGAUGCACUCUCUGGACCAAGGCGAGGCAAUCACUAUCCAAAAAAGCCCAACCAACCAUGUGGUCGUGCUCCCGGACCGCAGCGCUCUGCGUGGCUUGACUGCCGCCCAAGCAGCGCGCUAUCUUGAAUUGAGAAAGCAAGCUUUGGCGAACGGUGAUGUACCGUCUAAUCAAGCUCUCGCCGGUCUCGUCCCUGUUCUUCCACAAGUUAGUCUGCCUGUUGCACGGUUUACAUCUCGGGCUUCUUCGGAAGACCAGAAGCUGCCCAACCAUUUUGCUGCUCCUGCGCCAGGACCUACACCUCUUUCUGCGCAAAUGCAGAAGUAUGGCGCUAUGGAGGGGUCUAGAGAUGAGAGUUUCCUGAAGAGAAUUCCAAGCGUUAGCGUUGAGAGGGCUGAGCAGGAUUUGUCGCUUAGUAGGAAGGAAACGGAGGUUGUGGAGAAGAAGCUGAACGCGUUGUUGAAGAAAAACAGAAGGUUAUUGUUUGGGAGUGCUCACUAG